Babesia ovata is the source of this 2730-nucleotide messenger RNA. RefSeq lists its product as uncharacterized. NCBI's taxonomy places the organism in Eukaryota, Apicomplexa, Aconoidasida, Piroplasmida, Babesiidae. The transcript has a single exon. The coding region runs from base 1 to 2730 and encodes 909 amino acids. The record is from RefSeq and is a predicted model, not a curated record.
AUGGAUACGGCCAUUUCCAGCUCAGCGGCUGUGAGAUGCCCUCGCCAAGUCAAGGACACCGAAUACGUAUGGCACCCUCAACCUAAUGCAUAUGAACGUGCACAUAUAAAUGUAUACGUGAGUGAAAAUGGCAAACUUCGCUCCGCUGCUAUUCGGGAUGUCAUACGCAGCGAAUCCGGGAAUGAGCUUAUCUGGAUAGAAUCCACUCUCUCGCAGAACAUUAUGCAGUUACAUAUACCAACGCAUGAACUGUUUGCCAUGACCGAGCGCCGUUUGAUAUUUAUAUGUGGCCCGCGAGAUUUGGUUCUGAGUGAUACAUUACAGCGCCACCUCGACAGUCUCAAUGGUUUUGGUCAAAUGCAAGCACUUCCUUGGACCUCUAAUAUACCCUUGGCUCAUGAAAUGUCGAAGAUAGGGCAUGGAAUCGGGAUCUUUUUCUUAUACAGCGGAAGCACGCAUCUACCACUCCAGGGUUGUGGAAGCCGUCCGUCACCACUUUUUGCUGUGGAUAAUGAGGUGACAGUGGACCCCGUCACAGGGACACGUUCAUGCGUGGCUGAUCCCAUGUCGAAAUCACGUAUCGGUUUUGUUUGCGAAGGCCGAUUAGAACCCGACGAUUGCAUGAAGUCCCUCAUUGACAAGAAUGGCGUAGUUGUGAGUGCUCCCCCACCAGAUGAUUAUUGGAGAUUCAAACACCGUAGACCAUGGGUAAUAGCCAAGUAUUUCGAGAGAUUCGCACUGCCACCAUUCAGUGGCGAAUGCAGAUACAUCGAUCCUCAAACAGGAGCGGUGAAGGCGAAGAUAGAGAUCCGCUCAAAAACCGACUACGUUUGUGACAUCGCCAGCAUGAUCGAACGCAACCGUUCGCAUCCCAUCCGUGGCCCUUGGUGUUCGGUUGUACUACACCCUGGCAGCACGUUGGCAAUAAGGUUCCCAGUAGAGGGUGUAGUGACAGAGCCUUUCGACAAAGAUUCACCAUUUGUACUGCCCUCGCAACGCCCGCCUAGGUACUUAUUGGAACCUACGUUUCGAGGGAAGAACGUGACGGCUCUGAGGCAGUUGACGAGGUAUGAUAACAUUUACGGCGAGGUAAUGUACCAUAAGGCCAUUGCCGGCGAUGCACUUGAAUGGGAUAUUUCCCAAAUGUCAGUGGGAGAGGUAAAACUGAAGUACCAUGCGGACAAACCUCUCGCAUUGAUAGAGGGGCUGGGCUCGUUCGUUUAUCAUUGGACUAUGACAUCUACGAAUGGAGGUCUUCCGGAAGAGAUACGCGCCAUUGUAAAUGUUACUUUCGCAUUUACCCAUCGCUACCGUGCCCCUGGUUGCGACAGAGAAUCAGAAACUGUGUUUGAUUCUAACAUUAGCAAGUGGUAUUGUUCAACCAAAAGGAUGGGAAAUGGAAUAGGGGAUGUUUACGAAUGCCCAUUGCUUAUUACGGGGUGGGAGAGUCACGCUAGUAUUUACUGCAGACCAGACGAGGAGCUGUUUCCAGCGAACUGCGAAUCGACAGGAUACGAUCUCUACAAUAAUAGUAUUGUGCCAAGUCCAAAAUCUGUGCGAACUCGAACUCCCCGCGCCAUUCCGGGAUUCCAGGCGCUAGACAUUGUCUUAGGAAGGGAUGAACCGUUAAGCUUUGCUUGCAUAUGUGUCGACCGGCUUGGGUACGAAACAUCCAAGCUUGUUAUAGAGAACAAUCAGCACCAAGGGCAUAACUUUCUAGUACGCCGUAAAGAGGGAUCCCAAUCGCUUUUUGCCUACAGAUUACUGCCGUGGAGUGAGUUCAAUUUAUCUGGUAAAUGGACUAAAUCACCAAUAUCAAUCGUGCUAAACAACACAUACAAAAAGUCCAUUGAACUAGAUGUUGGCACAACGCUGUCAUUGCGUUGUGGGUUUGACCCCGAACUUUUAAAACUUACUUCUGACCUGGACAGGAAGCACUUGAUAUGGUUACCAGAAAGACCUGAAGGAUUUUAUUAUACCGUCAACUACACGCCAAACGGGCCUGAAUUUAUUCGUAAUAGAUACGAGGAUUCAAUGGCUGCUACUCAGGGUGGAUUGGAUGUAGUUUAUCAAGCAGAGUCAAGGAAUUGUAGAUAUUCAGAAUUGACGAUCAAAACACGUAGAAGUGCCAUCCUGAUAUCUAAGGAUCCACGUCACACGUACUACAUUCCAAUGACAUUCAUUUGCGGCAAGACUCCCGAACCUUCGGAUUUAUUGGUCAGUGUUAACGCAGCUACAUCAAACGCUAAUGCAAUCUUCAAUCUUAAGACCAUAGGAUAUUCGACGCGAUACACCUGGGAUGUCGUUGAAGUUAACGUCGAAACGACGGAUCCCUAUAUGCAAGGCUGUGGCGUUACGUACGCAUCAGAUGAGCUGUUCAAACCUGAGACGCCUCGACUUUACGACGAUAACGGAGACUCUCAGUUCGGUUGCAAGAUCGAUCUUCACGCUGCCAGGGAAGCUGCGUUCUACUGCCCAGCGCCGUAUCUCCUGGACCCACCCAACUGCUUCAAACAAGUAUUAGUGAAUGGCUUAGUCAAGAACAUAAGAGAGCUCAGCCAGUCGUUGGUAGCAUCUCGGUCCAACCACUUUGUCAUCCUGAGCUUCGAACGUUGGCGCGUAGGGUCAGGUGAGAAGCUACGCCAUACGCCUCCGUUGGAAUGCCGCUGCGUCACCAUCAAGGGCGCCAUACUCUCCACCAUCCAGAUCGAGAACUACUACUCGACGUGA